AUGUCUCUUUUCGGCAAUCUGAACACCGGGGCGGCCAGCCAGCCAGCCUCCAAUACUGGAGGAGGCCUGUUUGGCGCCUUGGGCGGUGGAGGCCUGCUGGGCGGCAACACCAACACCACCACCGCCGCCAACCAGGCGACUGCCAAACCAAGUGCCUUUGGGCCUGGGUCGACUUUGUUUCCCCCGCAGAGUACCAGCUCAGCUCCGGCCGGGGGCGGCCUGUUUGCGUCCACAAAUCAGCCGGCGACGACCUCUGCAACCAGCCUGUUCAGCGGCAGCACGGCAACCACGGCGGCGCCCAGUCUCUUUGGCACAACCCCGGCGAACCAAACACAGUCCAACGCGUCGAACAAUCUUGGAAAGAGCCUAUUCGAAAACUCCAUCAAUACCCAAGCAGCCAAUGCGAAUGGCGCGAACCAGCAAGCUGCCCCGACCGGCGCCUUCUUCGACAGCCUGCUUGCCAAGAAUAAGAGGGUCCAGUUCGAUGAUGGAAACACGGCUAUGGAGGACCUGCCCAGCUUGCACCUCGGCCUGGGGGAUCUGAGGCAGCGCCUGCGCAAGCUCGGCCCCAAGGCAACCCCGGGCGACCGCCAGAUUGACGGCCGCGCGCACUACCUCCUUGCUGCCUCCGGCGUCGACCCCGGCACCGCCGUGCGCGAUCUGGGCUCCCUGGGCUUCCAGACCUCGAGGCUUGACCGGUCUGUCUACGGUGGAGCUCAGGGCGAGGUUGACGUCGAAACCUAUCUCUCGAACUUGCAGAACAAGACUACAUUGAGCAUGAUCGCAGACGGGCUGGAGAGGUCUGUCAGGGACUUUGAUGCGUUCUUGGAGGACAAUGUCACAAUGGAAUGGGAGGCACAACGGAGACGCAUCUACGAGCACUUUGGCAUCAAAUCAAAAUCCCAAUCGGCUGGUGGUCCGGGAGCGUCGCCGGGGAGGGAGUCCAGGGGUGGAUUCGGCAAGUCGCGACGCAAGGGUGUGCUCUCGUCUGGCCCGGAUAAGUCGACAACAAGAGAGAGCGCAUUUGGACGAUCAGGUCUUGGGAGGUCUGUCAUCGGAACGCCCAGCAGGAUUGGCGCCCAUUCUUCCGAAUUUUCAGACGUCGGAAGCGCUGGUGCUGGCAGCGGCCCGAACGGGACUGAUGACCGGUUCCUGCGCGAGAAGCAACUCAAGCUGGCGGAGAAGAUUCAUCAACUGAACGACGCCCGCCAGCAGGCGCAAGCUGUUGCCUACCCGAUCCUCAACGAGCUCGCAGAGGUCGAGUCGAAAACCGGUGACCGGCACGGCGAGCAUCUUGUUGAUGCUUACCGCGCCAUGGUGCAGAUUGUGGGGGAGAACCCCGAUGCAGACUCUCCGGGCGCAGAUGCUACGGCUAGCGAGCGACAGUUCUCUAGCGUCUAUCUCAGCGUUGAGCCGAAUACGCCGGGGGCAAUCUCUCUUCGCAAGCGGAUUCUGGCUGGUGCCAAUCGGUUCCUCGAGAAGAAGUUCAUGGACCAGAUUGAACAGCAGAUAGCCAAGAACCCGCUCAAUGCUCAACUUGGUGGGCGACCGGACGUUGUCAGCAAGACCAAGGCAUACGUACGCCUUCUGGCCCAGGGCAAGCACCUUGCCCCCGACAACACAGAUCUUCAGUCGAUCAGGAGGGAAGGCCAGGAUGAGUAUGUCUGGGCAGUCAUCUUCUAUCUGCUCCGGUCAGGCCAUGUGAACGAGGCCGCGCGUUAUGUCAACGACAACCAGAACCACUUCAAGAGUAUCGACCGAUCGUUCCCCGCCUUCAUGAGCGACUAUGCCACGAGCGAGGAGCGGCGUCUGAAGAGGCAACUUCAGGACAGGUGCAACACUGAGUUCAGUCAACGCAUCCGCAAUGCUCCUGACAACUCGGUCGACCCGUAUCGUGCGGCUUGCUACAAGAUCAUUGGCCGCUGCGACCUGAGCAACCGCAGCUUCGAGGGUUUCACUGCAGACGUCUACGACUGGAUGUGGCUGCAGUUCAACCUCGCUCGUGAAGGGGACCGCUCGGUGGAGAUCUGGGGGGAGACGUUCGGGCUGGCCGAGGUGCAGAACACCAUCAAGGAGGUCGGCCUGAAGUACUUCCCCAAGAACAAUGUCGACGAUGCUAAUGGCAACUUCGGCAUGUUCUUCUUCAUGCAGAUCAUGUCGGGCAUGUUUGAGCAGGCAAUUGCAUACCUGUACUCGUUCUCCUACGUGGACGCGGUCCAUUUCGCGAUCGCGCUGGAGUACUACGGGCUGCUGCGGGCCUCGGACUCGAUGACGGCCAACAACGACCUUCUUACGCACAACACACGCGAGCGACCUCAGAUCAGCUUCGGGCGGAUGCUGGGCUUCUACACGCGUGACUUCCGUGCGGGCAACGUCGCAGCGGCAGUUGACUACAUCAUCCUGAUCUGCCUGAACCUCGACGACCCGAACCAGGAAGCCGGCAGGCAGCAUGCAGAGCUGUGCCACGAGGCGCUCCGCGAACUCGUACUGGAGACGAGGGAGUUCAGCAAGCUGAUUGGCGACAUUCGACCCGACGGAAAACGCAUUCCGGGAAUAAUAGAGAACCGAGGGUCCCUGAUCGGCCUCUCUGACGAGCGGGAAUUCGUCAGAAGCAUCACGCUGCAAGCAGGCCGUUUCGCGAAUGACAAUGGGCGGACGACAGACGCAGUGCUGCUCUACCACCUGGCCGAGGACUACGACACGGUGGUGGCCAUUGUCGGCCGGGCUCUGAGCGAGGCCAUCUCGCUGGAGGUGGGAGGGGAGCCCCUGCGGCUUCAGCCAGUCAAGCCACGUGUCGAGGACGGCCGGGCUGGAGCAAAUGCGAACAACAGCCUCAGCCUGGCGUCCAUUGACGACCCUGUGGAGCUGGCAAGGACGAUGAUGCACAUGUACGAAGGGGAGCGGUUCUUCCGGGAGAGCAUACAGGAGGUGAACCGCAUGGCGUGUAGCGUGCUGCUGCAGAUGUCGGAGAUCAAGAGCCUCGUCGGGGCUGGCUUGUGGGUGCAGGCCCUGGACGCAAUCAAGCACCUGGAGAUCCUGCCCCUGACGGCAACGGGCGACCCAUCGGCAAUCCGGGCGUACGCAGCUAAGUUCGCAAGCCUGCCGCAGGUGGUUGCGGCGAACGUGGGCAAUCUGCUGAUGUGGACGGUGAUGUGCUGCACGCGGCAGCGAGAGAAGCUUGGCAGCGGGCAGUUCAGCGGCAACGAGAGCACGUCAAGGGACCUGCAGGUGCAGCUGAAGCAGAUGAGCAUCGACCUGACGGCGUACACCAGCCAGCUCCGGUACAGGUUCCCGGCCCACCUGCUGGAGGCGCUGGCGAGGGCAUCGGCCGACUGA
Diaporthe batatas is the source of this 3336-nucleotide messenger RNA. Its product is annotated as linker nucleoporin NIC96. The record is from RefSeq and is a predicted model, not a curated record. The transcript is spliced from 2 exons. Gene Ontology annotation, molecular function: structural constituent of nuclear pore. Gene Ontology annotation, biological process: protein import into nucleus; poly(A)+ mRNA export from nucleus. Bases 1 to 3336 code for a protein of 1111 amino acids. Gene Ontology annotation, cellular component: nuclear pore. NCBI's taxonomy places the organism in Eukaryota, Fungi, Ascomycota, Sordariomycetes, Diaporthales, Diaporthaceae.